Messenger RNA from Saccoglossus kowalevskii, 6681 nucleotides. RefSeq lists its product as uncharacterized. Lineage: Eukaryota; Metazoa; Hemichordata; Enteropneusta; Harrimaniidae. The record is from RefSeq and is a predicted model, not a curated record.
GCUGAUUAUAUAGAAAGUAGUUUAUGUAACCAUUUUAAGGUUUCUAGCGUGAGAGAUCUUGGCCGUGGUUUGCUUCCUCAGCUCAUCAAUGAAGUGAGAAAACAGAAUGAACAUGCUAACACCUCCAGAAAUGCACAGCAAAUAAACAGAGUUGUGUAUGAAACUGCAUUCUGCACAAACAACAGAGCAAGAGAGAUGGUAGAAUCAUCAAGAGAAGUGGGUUUACUUGGAUCACAGAGUAAAGAGAAAGCCAUGAUAUGUUUAUUAAAUGCACCUUUAUUGGAAGACUUAUCAGUCUGGUCUCAUUGGUCUCUCAUAUUUCAACCUGAACAUGGCGAUAUUAAACAGUUCAUAGAAAAAAAUACAGGAUAUAUGAUUAAAAACAAUGGAAUAUCUACAGCCUUUGACAUGUGUGUUCUAGAAACCAAACCUGGUGUUUUAUUGAAAUUAUCAACCGACUCAACACCUGAACUCUUCAGCCAGAGUGCAGAAAAUGGAGAAUCUCAUCAAACUGUUGGUCAUUUGGUUUCCAUAGUGAUUCAUCAUGGUGGUGUAACUUCAUCUCCUCUCGCAUUAUUGGCUAAUAUGAUGGAGACGGCUCUUAAUAAGUUGUGCGUCAGUAAAACCGUAGUUCAAUCAUCGACUGCUCCUGGUGCUCCUCCAUCUUAUUUUGAAGAUGAGGAUGAGAAUUAUGAAGUCAUUGCUAACUUUAUAUUACAGUGUUUGUUGUGUAUCCCAACUCAGAUCUGUCAAGCUGUGGCUCAACAGGUAAUACUAGAACCUCUGGGAAAGGUGAUUGGAGCGACUAAAUCUAAGACGCUGUUGGUAAAAUACUGUAAGUCUUGCAAGGAGACAAGCAGAUUAGAAGAAUUAGGAUUGUUAUUAGGGAUUACUGAAUGGAUUGGAACAUUUGAUAAAAAAACAUGUGAAAUACAUGCAAAACAACAGAGCACAUCAGAAGAAUCCAUAACACCAGCUGUAUCAUGUGAUGACCCCUAUUAUGAUGCUGACAUACACGGUGACAUACACGGUGACAUACACGGUGACACAGAUGGUGACACUGAUGAUGACACUGAUGAUGAUGCUGAGGGAAACAUGGAUAGUGACAUUUCAAGUGACAGUGAGGAUUUACUUACACUAGAUUCACAGUCUACUGAACCAAAAUCUGGUAGUGACAAGGUAUCACUUGAGGGCGACUUGAAGGGACAAGAUGAUGAGACAAAUGAUAUUGAUGAGGAAAUUAAUGAGGAGAGAAUUUGUGAUGAUGAUGGGAAAGCGAAGAAGAGGGUUGGUGGUGACAACGAUGAUGAUGAUGAUGAUGAUGAUGAUGAUAAUGAAGGAACAACAGACAUUGAAGAGGGAAAAAAAGACAGUGCUAAAGAUGAAGAUGAAACAAAAGAUGAAAAUGAUGCUAAACUUGAAGACAAACCUGCAGAAUUGGAAUUGACAGAAGAAGAGAAGAUCCAGCGAGAAUGUAGAGCAGUGAUUUCCGAUAUCAGACAUCAUCAGUUUGGUGUUGGAGUUGAGUUAUCCGAGGAAGCUAGUGCAUUGAUGGAAGUUUACAAAGAACGCAGUGGAAGGAGCUUAGAAAGAUUAUCAACCGAGUUAUACAGUAAAGAUACACAUUUCGUGCUGGAAUUGGUGCAAAACGCAGAUGAUAAUAACUACGAGAAUAUGGAUGACAGUCCACCUGCUUUGCGUUUUGUAAUUGAGAAGGAAUGUGUUACGGUUUUGAACAACGAAAGUGGAUUCCGUGAGAAAGACAUCAGAGCAUUGUGCGAUGUCGGCAAAAGUACAAAAGGAAAACAUAAAUAUGGAUAUAUUGGUCAGAAGGGUAUAGGUUUUAAAUCUGUCUUUCGUAUUACUGAUAAACCAGAGAUACAUUCUAAUGGAUAUCACAUGUGUUUUGAUGCCAAGAGUGGACCCAAUGGAUACAUACUACCACACUGGAUUGAUGAAAACUCCUGUGUAGAAGACACAGAGUGGAAAACAAGGAUAGUGCUUCCGGUGAAGGCAGAAACACAGGAUAGAAGAUUAUUAGCAAAUAGAUUCCAUGACAUUCACCCGUCUUUGCUAUUAUUCUUGCAUCGACUUAAGAGUAUCAGUAUCAGAAACAAGGUGAAUGGAGAAGAACACAGUAUGACAAGAACUGAUGUGGAUGAUGAUGUGAUAGAAGUACAACAUACUAAUGGUGUAGAUAGAUGGAUAGUGACUAAGAAACAACUAGAUGCAAGUAAUAUGAGCAAAGAAAAUGUGGAAUCUACUGAGUUGGCAUUAGCUUUCUUACUGCAGCAGCCAUCAUCAGGAAGUGCAAUCUAUCCACAGUCAACUCCAGAUAAACAGAAAGUCUUUGCAUUUUUACCGCUAAGAAGUUAUGGAUUUAGAUUUGUUGUACAAGGGGAUUUUGAUGUUCCUUCUUCUCGUGAGGAUGUUGAUAGAGAUAGUGCAUGGAAUCAGUGGCUUAGGGGAGAAUUACCAACUUUAUUUAUUGACGCUUUACAAACUUUCAAAAACCGUCCUGAAUUUUCUGAACUGGAAGCAAUUUGUAAAUUUUUGCAGUAUGUUCCUCUAGAAGAUGAAAUCUUAGGAUUUUUCAAACCAGUUGCUAAACAGAUUAUACAACAGCUGAAAGCCUCUCCUUGUCUACCAGCUGAUGUAUCAACAGAUGAAGAUUUGUAUGCUUGGAAAUUACCAUCAGAACUGGCAGUAACCAGAGAUCCCUUAUUAAGAGAAGUUAUCACGUCUGAUCUAUUGCAUCAUCACUUGAAUCGUUACUAUGUACAUCCAAAGAUACUGUCAUCAAUUAGUAUGCCAUUAAUCAACAUGCUUGGAGUACAGACACUGUCUAUUAAUCAUCUCAUAGACAUUGGUAAAGCCAUUAGUGCCAGCAUUGAAGGUAAUAACAUAACUAUCGGUUUUGUUGCUAAAUGGCUGGCAUGUUUACACCGUUUGAUGGAAAGUGAAUUCAACAUACCAGAAGAUGAUAUCAUUAAACAAGUCACUAAUAUCAGAAUUAUUCCCUUAUCUAAUGGCGGAUUUGUGUCCUUGUCUGAGUUCAGCGUCUUCUUUCCUGUAUCUGGUGAUGGUAGACAACAAAGCAAGUCACAAUUCAUCACAAAGCAAAGUCAUCUGAAAUACCUGGAGAGCGAUUUAAACACAGUUCCCAUGGAAUUAUUAACCUGCUUAGAUGAAGUAGGAAACUCACAAGUCCACAGUGUAUUAAAAAUACUGGGAGUGUGUGAAAUGAAACCAAGAGAAGUUAUUCACAAUCAUAUUAUUCCUGUAUUGAGAUCUGACAAGUGGCAGAAAAAAGAUCGUGAGUUGUUGAUGCAAUAUUUGAUAUACAUCAAGGAAGAGCACGAGAAAACUCCUUCAGUUUGUGACUUAGAUGAGUUGAAAACGAUUGCCAGAAUAAUUACCAACCACGGUUUGAAGAAUCCUCAUUCCAUACCUGUGCAUUUCACAACGGAUUAUGCAAAUAAAUUAAAUUUCCAGAAAGAUCUACCAGGAUAUGAUUGGGUUCUUCUUGAUAGUUGCUACUUACAGCGAAAUAAUUCACAGCAGAAUGUUUCAAGUUGGAAGUCAUUUUUCAUCAAGUUAGGUGUUCUUAACUCCUUAGCUGUGAAAAAAGAGAAAGUUGUCCUUCAAGAAAGCGAGAUUGCUCAUUCUCCAUGGGCUGCAGUCUAUAAAUUCUGGCCUAGAUCACAAGAUGGCUGCUUUUAUAUCGAAGAUUACAUUUGUGAUGAAUUCCACAGUUUAGUCACGGCUGAAAACAUCACCACUGAACAACGUCUCCAUCAGAGCCGAAUCCUCCUCAGACUUCUAGAAGAAGAGUGGCAAAGCACAUACUCUAAAUAUUUAAAUGGCAGUGUUUGCGAUCACCAUGGCAACAUAUUGAAGUCUGCACCAUCAUCAUUUAGCAUCCAUUUACAGUUGCAACCGUGGUUGCCAUGCGUUCGUUAUAGUCAGGGCAGUCGACAAGACGCUCCAGUUUACCGAUCUGGUAAAGAAACGCAUCUAUUCAGUGAAUCACUGUAUGCGUUGUUAGCUGACCAUGUCUACUAUGCGAUGACGGACAUCAAAGAAACUAAUGAACUAAUUCAGCAUUUACAAGUAAAGACAAUUGGACACAUCAACGCUGAUGUCAUCAUAAGUCACUUACAGCAGUGGUGCAGUGGAGAUGACGGAGACACUAAGACUGGUAAACCCUUCCAGACAUCACUCAAACACAUCAUGCGUGUCUAUGGGUAUUUACAACAACAAGCUAACCCGUCACAAUUAACACAACUAUUUGAAAAGUUCCCAGUAGUAUUCAUACCUGACACUCCUGAUGUAAAAUACGAUAUAUCAGUGAAUGGAAAGUUCCAUCACAAGUCAAAUGUCUAUUGGUCUGAUCCGACUGGUUUAUUUAUGAAGUACGCUGAAUCAGCUGUAACGUCGCAUAUCAAAGUGCCACAACGUCCACAGCUUCAGCAACACUACCCGGAGGAUAUUAAAUCUUUCUUCUUAGAAUCACUAAGAAUCAGUUGCACUCCAGUGAUGACAGACUACAUAGCGUUAUUGUUACAUGUCGUUGACAUUACAUCGUUACCGAACUCUACCCAGCUGCAGGAGGUGUUUCACUUAUACGCAGUCUUGGGUGAGAAGUGUCUGGACGAAUCAACUUUACAAAGACAUCAACCACAGAUAUCGCCUGCUUACAGUAAACAUCUGUCGUCUUUGAUCAGUAAAGAGAAGAUAUUCCCGACUAAAUGCAAUAAAUGGGUGACUAGUGAUGAUGCUUUGUAUAUUGGAGAUGAUCCGCAUUUGGAGUUGUUAUUCAAAGAGAAAAAUAUCCAUAUACUUGACCUUGGUGAUUCUAGAAAUCGGAAUGCUCGUAAGCAUAAAACUCAUUUGACCUACAAGAAAAAUCAUCUGAACACCUUCUUGGAGAUUUGUCAAAUACAACAUCUCAGUAAAUGUAUUGAAAAAGAAUACAUUCCUUCACUAGUGAAACCCUGUCCAGAUUUACAGACUUUCUGUCAUGAGGUUGUGCCAUACAUCCAACUGUUUCUCUCUUCUAAGCAUGAGAACGUCUAUAGUAAACUUCAAGAGUGCAACACAGCAUUGUUGUUGCAGACAAUUCGGUAUGGGCAAGUUGACCGCUUAGAAGCUGUGUAUCGCCUAAAGACCGAUGAUACGAUGAACAUUUCCGAGAAUAUAGUUUGUUGCUUGAAAGAUAAACGUGAAUUCUACAUUGUUGAUGACUUUACCCGAGAUAUUUAUACUCACCAAGAGAUUAGAAAGGAACUCGGCAAGAUGUUAAGUGAUGGUGAUAUUAAAUGCCAACAAGAUGUCCACAAUUUCCUCCGUAUGCUGAUUCCAUUUCUCCAAGGUCAGACAAUGGAAACACAGGAUGAGUUUCUCGCCAACCAAGACUUAGAUCCAGAUUUAGAUCCAGAUGAUGUGAAAUGGGAAAUACCAUGUCCAGUGCCACCACCCCCUCCCACACCACCGCCAGUCAUAAUAACGGAAACAAUCCAAGAUUAUGGUGAAGAUGUCCUAGAUGGAGAAGAAAAGGUAGUUGCUCAGCAACCACCAUUGAAUGAAGAUGGAACACCGGUAUUACAGUCAUGGCCGCCAAAAGCCCCAGCGUUUGGAUCUCAUAAAGGAGGAGUUGUUGCAGGAGCUAAAUCUGAGGCAAUAGAAGCAAGUCUAAAGAUGUGGCCACCACCAGCACCAUUGAAUGCUACACCAUCUCAAGCAGAAUCCCCUGGUGUAAAUAGUGGAAUAGUUGGUACAAGAGAACCAAGACAGAAAGCAGACAUGGAGAAUAUACAAGAUACCAAUGAACAGACAUCAGGGAGCAAAUCAAGACAGGAUGGUAACAAUGUCAAAGGUAAUACAAAUAUGGUACAGACUGGUGAAGAUGACACACCAUCAACUGUGACACGAACUUCUGCUACCAGACAAGAUUUGGCACCAAACAAUGAAGAACAUUCUGAGAGAAGAGAUGAUGAAGACAGACCAAGACGGUCACCUAGCAACGUAGAAACUCAGAAAUCUAGGGAUGUGGAUCAUGAAGAUGAAGCUCAAACAGAAAAGAGAAAACACGCAUCUGGUACAUACAGUGUUGGUGGGCAUCAUAGAAAUUUUAUCUUCUCUCAACCAUUAUGGAAAACAAGUCAAGACUUAGAUGAAGCCUUUGAGGAUCUUGGUGGUAAGGAUAUUUUGAGUAAACAGUUCCCAGAAAAUGUAACAAUUGAUGCUUGCAGAGAUCAAGAUGAAAUUGGACGAUGGGGAGAACAACUGGUUUAUAAUUUCUUGCUGCAUGAAAAAGAAAAAAUGGACUCCGAGAAUUGCCAGGUAACAGUCCGAUGGGUUAAUCAAGAAGCAGAAACUGGUGAACCCUACGAUAUUGAAAUUAAUAUCCAAGAGAAUUUAGAAACUGAAGAUGACGACACAGAAUGUCGUUCUAAAGAAUAUACUAUAUAUAUUGAAGUGAAGAGUACAAAAUCCGAGAAGAAGCAAUACUUUGAAAUGUCAUCCCAAGAGUUGGCGUUUGCACAGAAGACACAGACACAGUUCCAUUUAUAUCGCGUCUAUAACGCUGGUGAUGCCGAACGUGUCAAAUUGUGUCGUAUUCAGAACUUGGCCGAGAAGUUAGAAUGUAAAACUGUCAGACUCUGCAUGUUUAUUUGA